UGUUCCCUAACAAUCCAAGCUCGUAGGAAUAGAAGAAAUUUCUGAAAACGAUCUUGAGUUUAGGGAAAUAGAAAUGGAAGAAAUCCUGAGCAAAUGUAUGCUUCUGAAAAAUUCAGAGUCUCGGAGGAUAAACAUAGAACUGAUUCAUGGUCAUCAGCAAAAUGUAAAAUGGAUAAAAAAAAAUCAUAAAUAUCCUACGAAAUCUAUACAGCUAUAAACAUUCAUUUUACCAGUGGGCCCGAAAACUUGUCAUAUACUUCUGAUGACACUUCUACAAUCUAGCAUAAUUUGAAUGUUUGCUGUGGUGCAAUUCAUUACGGAAUCCACAAGCGACAAUGUGUCGGUCAGUGGAGUUCCUACAUCGUGGAUUUCUACUGAGCAAAAGCAGUGUUGGUGGCCUCCGAGUAAUACUACAAUUUAUAUUGCACGGCAAAAGAAACCAAACCCAGAAACAUGGAAACUUUAUCCAAUCAAGGUGGAAUGUUAUUGUGAAACCUAUCAGGAAGCCAAAAAAAAAGCUCUGGCUAUAACUUCGAGUGAUGAAGAAACUGUUCGAACUCUGAAACCUAAUAGAAGGUAUAAUCCUUCACAAUAUGUUUUGAAUUAUAGUGAUGAAGCUAACAAUAACAACAGUGCCCAGUUUUUACCUAUUGCCCCAAUGUCACUUAACCCAAUAGAGGAGAUAAGUGAAGAUACUCGGUCAUCUUCUACUGUCAACACAGAGCCCACUGUUCUUGACAUAUCAGAUUACAGGCUCAAUUAUGUUGAUUCCUCUGGGGCGAUUCCUGAAUCAAAAAUGUCUGAGAAAUGUAGGAGACAAAAUGUUGAAAACUGUCACAACUGUUGCCAUAAUUCUGAUGUAAUAAUCAAGCUCUUAACGGAGUUGACAUUAAAAGUCGACGAACUCAAAGAAACAAUAGGAGCAAACGGCCAAAUUUCACUCAAUAGUGAGGCAGUUAACUUCAUAACGAGUAAAUUGCCUUGCAAAAAUAUAGAAGAGUUGGAGUACUUGGAAUCAUUAGUCUAUGCGGAGAAAAAACAUAACGAAUCAUUGAUAUAUAUCAUGACCUCCAUGGGAGGAACAACAGGAAGAGACUUCACUCAGAGAGUGUUGAAGAAAUUAUUAACUAAUGAGGUUGCAGAGCUGUGUAGUUGGACAGGGGCCAAGCACAAUUUUGAACUUCAGAAAUUAAAGAUUUUUGAAUGUGCAUAUACUUCAGUGAUAAAACAUUUUCCAAUAACCAGAAAAGAAUUCGAAAUGCAUGUAAAAGAUUGGUUGAGGCAUGCUAGGCAGAGAAGAGAAAGGGAGUAUACGAAGAAAAAUAUUUUAACUGGACCAUCCUCCCACUCCGGAAGUGGAAUAUGA
Coccinella septempunctata (seven-spotted ladybird) is the source of this 1366-nucleotide messenger RNA. RefSeq lists its product as uncharacterized. The record is from RefSeq and is a predicted model, not a curated record. The transcript has 9 exons. Lineage: Eukaryota; Metazoa; Arthropoda; Insecta; Coleoptera; Coccinellidae. The coding region runs from base 293 to 1366 and encodes 357 amino acids.